GCUGUGGCUGAGGGACUCAGAGCUAAGCGAGCAGUGGCGAAGGGCGGACGUGUGUUGGUGCGGAGCCGAGUAUCAUUACAGAGGAAGCGGGGGCAGUAGAGACAGCAACGUGCCAACUGCCUGACUGAUUUCCCCAGGUUCUCUGUGGAUACGACUCAUUUUUUCUGACUUACCCCAGCUGAGCCAUCGCUUAGUGACUCUUAUCUCGUGGUGUUUGUUGGGAGAUAAGGUGAUGAAGUGAGAAACAGUUGAGUGUGAAGAUACAGAACCCGCUGAACAGCUCGCCAGGCCUAAGUUGUGGCGGGAUGGUGAGAGAUUCGGGACAGUGUUUGAGAUUCAACGUGCUGCCACAACUGUGACUCAGGACCUUGUACGAAAUCUUUCUCAAAAGUGGAGUUCGUUGGCCGGCGUCAAGAAGGGACCCGAGCUAGGCUUCCUGUAUUAUCUCCGUCAAGGUUCCUACAUACAUGUCCCUCCGACUUGAACUUUUAAGAUAUUUGUGGUGAUUUGCAGAGAACUGCUCCAGGGCGUCAGUUCGAGACUAAAUUUGGCCCUGUUUGUAGCUCUAGGAGGCCAUUUUUUUAGACUUGUGCCCGUCAACAUUGCUGAGGGACGAAAAAGUGGCCAGGUGUGCGAGGAUCAUCGAAACAACCCUGGUCAAGAUUACGACUUCCCUCGCCUUGUGUUGUACUUAACGUUCCUGAAUUAAGAUGUCGCCGAAGAAGUGGAGUAAAAACACAUUCGGGUGGGCGCGAGCGGAGGUCCUGGGAGCUCUGGUCAACAGCGUGUUCCUGCUGGCGCUCUGCUUCUCCAUCUUCGUCGAAUCUUUAAAAAGAUUGUAUGAAACUGAAGAGUUACAUAAUCCCAAACUCAUCCUAGUGGUUGGUGUAAUAGGCCUCAUAGUGAAUUUAAUAGGCCUCGGGCUCUUCCAUGAGCAUGGCCACGGCCACAGCCAUGGGGGCGGGGGCCACGGCCACAGCCACGGCGGCCAUGGACACAAGAGCAAGCUGUCCACCAUCAACACCCUCGUGGCUACAGACGACAACGAGAAUGACGAGAGAUUUACGCCUCCGCCGCCCAAUUCCGUUGGUGCUAACGACAAGGAUGGAAACGGCACGCCCAGAAGGGAGGCAUCCGCUCAGAUGAACAUGAGGGGCGUCUUCCUCCACGUUCUUUCGGAUGCCCUAGGCUCUGUAAUAGUGAUCAUCAGCGCUCUGGUCGUAUGGCUCACAAAUUGGGAAUAUUCCAAAUACAUUGACCCAGCACUAUCUUUAGCCUUGGUCACCCUCAUCACAUGCAGCACGUGGCCUCUCCUGAAGGACUCGGCCCUCAUCCUUCUCCAGACAGUUCCUACUCACAUUCAGGUUGACGGCAUCCAAAAACAGUUGUUAAAUGUUGAUGGUGUUCUUGCUGUGCAUGAAUUCCAUGUUUGGCAGUUGGCAGGGGAGAGGAUAAUUGCCUCAGCUCAUAUCAGGUGUCGCAACUUGAAGGACUAUAUGGUCCUAGCAGAAAAGAUCAAGAAGAUGUUCCAUGAAGAAGGCAUUCAUUCCACUACUAUACAGCCUGAGUUUGUGGAGUAUGAAGAUGAUGGUGCCUCAGCCUCAAUAGACUCUGCAGAAGACUGUAUUCUAGACUGUCCCUCCAAGGACAAGGACGGAUGUGUGGCAAAUACGUGCUGUGGUCUCUCCAAACAGAAUGAUGUUAGCCCCUUAGUGUCUUCUUGUCGUCAACGCAACAGUAUUGAAGUUCACAUUGACACUCAAGGAGAAAAUAUUGCUGAUGGCACUAUGGAGGGUGGCUACUUACUUGUUCCUACUUCAGUCAAUCAUGUGUCAUCUGUUUGACAAUGGCCUUCCUCUAGCCAGGGGGAAGAGUCGGCAGAUGACUGACAGUGACUUUCACUAGAGCCUGGGCCAUUCAGCCAAAGGAGAGGAUAUGACUGUUGGCACUCCUAGCUAGACUCACACAAAAAUGGGUACAUACUGUUUUGAGAGUACUCAGUACUAUAAUGAUAAUCUUCAUGGUUGUGAAGCCAAAUAAGGAACUGGAUAAAAUAGUCAUCAUGAAAGUUGUGAAACAGUGAAGGCUGCAAUAUUUAAGAAUAUUAGUUUCGUGAAGCAAAAUGAUGUGUAGUGUGGCAAUGUGACAAAUGUUAUAUUAAACUGAGGGUAAAGAUCUGGUAUUUUUACCUGCAUUCAUAUUCUCAGUCACACCAUUUCAUAUAGAAAAGGUUAAAUGUAGAAUUUUUUAGAUAAUUUGUUUGAUAAGGAAAUGUGAAGUGACUGAUGUGAUGCUAUUAUGAUUCUGCAUUUGUGCUAGGUGUAUACACAUUUAAAAUAAUAAUAAAAAUUAUGAUGAGACAGUAGAAAAAAUAAUUAGCAGUCUUCUGUAUGGACUGCAUGUAAAGUAGGUUUAUAAGAAAUGUAAGGUAGUGUUGUUUUUUAUUUGUCUCCAGUGAUUGCAACCAGUCAUAUAAUUUCCUUUUUGAAUGUAGACAGGAUCUACAUACAAAGACUUCUGACCUAGCAAUUAUUUGUAAGUAAUGUAUUGUUUCCAGGUACAUGAAUUCAUGCCAUUUUUAACUUGAUUCAAAUACACCCUGGUUGCUACAUGAAUGCCAUGUUUUUUGAUGUGGUAAAAUAAUAACUAUAAGUAAAGAUUGAGGGAUGUUGUAGAUAUAGCAGUGUGUGAUUAUUUUAUUUAUUUUAACAAAACAUAUUUAAAUGUUUAUUGAUACAGUUGUUUAUUGCAUAGUUAGUACAUAAAUAUGCCCUUGUGCCUCAGUACUCGAGUGAGUCUCCUGACGAGUGUAGACUACAUUACUCAAUCUUUUUAUCUUUUGAUAAACAGUUUAAGUAUUUAUUUCAAUUUGCUGUAAAUAGUUAGUUUUGAAAUAACACACAGGAAAAUAUUUUAUAGCACUUUACUCUUUUUAUGGUCUUUUGAAUUGUGUUUGUAAAAAAUUAUAUCAAUCUUUUUUACUAACUAUUUAAAGAUGGAAAUAGUAUUUUUUCUUGACCUUUGACUAAAUUUAAAGAUCAGAUGUAUUCUGAACUUUGGCUUAACAAAAAAUGGUUGAACAAUGAUAAGGUAUAUCUUUCCAAAAUGAAAUUAUAAUAUUAUUUAAAGGUAUAACUGAUGGUAUCAUAUAUAUAUUUUUUAUUAGAAAAGUUCAUGUGUAAAAUUUUAUUUAAAAAUUAGUGAAGAAACAGUAAGAGGAAAAACUGUGAAACAUAUGAUACACAAUCUUUACAUCAAGUCUGUUUGAUUCUCUCAGUAACCCUCCAGUCUUUAUAUAAAACCAAGAAGUUGUGGUAAACAUAAUAAGAACUAUUCCAGAGUACAAUAUAUAAUGCAGGGAAAUUCCAUAAAGAAAAAGAGAAUGAAAGAGUGAGAGAGAUUGCAAGUGGAAAUGAAAGUAUAUACAAAAAGCAGAUCAGGAUUACAGCAACUGAUGGACAAGAAAGAAGACAGAAAAAAAAAAAAAAAUGUUACAUGAAUAUAAAAGGAUGAUGAAUAGAUAUAUGUAAGGAGAGUGAAAGAGAAGAAAUGAAUAAUUAAGAUGAAUGAAUGAAAGGACAAAAGAAUGAUUGUUAGAGAAAGAAAGAAAAAAAGUUGUUUUUAGGAUUUGUAUGUGUAUAAUCACAUCCCAGUGAUAGCAGUUAUCCACACUUGCAUGUAUUUCUCUGUAUCAAAGUAAUUAAGUACUUAAGUGUGUACCAUGGUGAACUGUUUUUAAGUUUAAUCUCUACUGAAAUAAAAAUGACAUGUUACCCACAAAAGACACAUGUAUUAUAAUUAAUUAUUAGUAAGAUUAUAUGGUGUAAAAUUUAGCUGAAAAUAACUUCAUAUUGAUUAAGAUUGAAGCUCAGAUUAUGUUUUAGACAGUUGAUGGUGAUGUCAUUGUACGCAAAUGGUUAGAUUUUUUCUCGUAAUCAUCUUUUUAAAAACUAAUGAGAAAUUGGUAAUAAAAACAUCUAAUUC
Molecule: messenger RNA, 3984 nt
Organism: Penaeus chinensis
Lineage: Eukaryota; Metazoa; Arthropoda; Malacostraca; Decapoda; Penaeidae
Gene: ZnT63C
Product: zinc transporter 1-like
Biological process (GO): detoxification of zinc ion; zinc ion transmembrane transport; intracellular zinc ion homeostasis
Cellular component (GO): membrane
Molecular function (GO): zinc ion transmembrane transporter activity
Source: RefSeq, a predicted model, not a curated record